Molecule: messenger RNA, 2178 nt
Organism: Penicillium cataractarum
Lineage: Eukaryota; Fungi; Ascomycota; Eurotiomycetes; Eurotiales; Aspergillaceae
Product: Tetratricopeptide-like helical
Exons: 3
Coding region: 1-2178 (725 amino acids)
Biological process (GO): protein phosphorylation
Molecular function (GO): protein binding; protein kinase activity; ATP binding
Source: RefSeq, a predicted model, not a curated record
AUGGAGCAAAUCUCAGACCUCAUUCGAGACUCUAAACUAGAGACACGGUUUCUUCCGCACUGCGGAGUGGAAACGGUUCACACAUUCCGGGAGUCAGACCCAGCUUCUGGACAGCGCCUGGUGAUCAGAUCAGAGCAUUGGCAGCGACAAAGAAGGAUUGGAGGUGGUGGAUUUGGAAGCGUUUGGCUAGAGAGACGUGUUAAAGGUGGACGGUCAGCAGCCACCGCAGCGCAAGAUGGCGCCGUCCGAGCUGUUAAGCAGAUUGAUAUGGAUACGCGACUUGGGUCAAUUGACUAUAACCGUGAGUUGGAGGCAAUAGCUAAGUUCUCACAUUCUCGCUAUGAACAUUGCUUUGUCAAGUCGUUCGGCUGGUAUGAAGGGCCUGGUCAGCUCUUUAUAGCUAUGGAAUACCUCGAAAUUGGCGACCUUUUCACGUACUCAUAUCAAAAACCAGCGCUACCAGAGACCGAAGCCAAAGAUAUUACAUAUCAGAUUCUCGAUGGUCUGGAUAUGAUGCAUGAAAAUGGGUUUGCUCACCGAGACUUGAAGCCAGGUAAUAUACUCAUCAAAUCAAGCCCUCCAGCUAAGUGGUGGGUUAAGCUCGCAGACUUUGGUAUCACCAAACGCAUAGAAGAGGGCCAUGGGCCAUCAACGACAAAGGGUACCCCAAGAUAUUUCGCCCCAGAGAUGUGGGGUUUCAUUGAGCCAGGCAGUGCCUAUGCCAUUGAUAUUUGGGCUCUUGGAGAAAUUCUGUUUGAGAUGCUCACCAAAAAACCUGCAUUUGCGAAUACCGGAUUGCUUGCACGCUAUCAAACCCAGGAGCAGUUCCCAGUCGCCAAGCUCAGGGACGCUGGUGUCAGUCAACAAGGCAUUGACUUCCUUCUUUCACUCAUGUGUCUUCACCCUAAUGAUCGAAUCACGGCUUCAUCGGCUCUGUCAAACGUGUGGAUACAACCACUGAUACCCCAAAACUCCAUAACGGUUAUUCAAGGCAAACCGGAAAUUCCUUAUCAAAUUACAACAGUAACUGAAGAAUUUGCGUCAUGGGAUACGGAACUUUCUGUGGAAGUACCGAAGACUGUCGUUCAUGACUUGCCUAGUUCAACUACCACACCACAACCGGAAAACGGUACCCAAGGAAAGGCCAGUGAAGCACAGAGAAAGGAGACACUCUUUCCCUCGGGGAUCUCAAGGCCACAAUCUAUACACGAACAAGUCGAGGCCUUUGAUCCCAGUCCCACCGAGUUUGCAACCUGGCAUAAAGAAGGCGUCUCACUCUACAAUCAAAAUCAAAUACCAGAGGCCGAGAUUAUGUUCCGAAAAGCUCUCCAAUGGCGAGCGAAGGUGCUAGGCAACGAUCAUAGGGACACACUCUUGUCUAUACAAUGGCUUGGUACCUCCCUCUUCAAAUUAGGUCGGUAUGAAGAGGCUGAGGCUAUGUUUCGACAAGCUCUUGAGGGGCGAGAGAAGGUGCUAGGCAAUGAUCAUCCAGAUACACUCGUUUCUACACACUCUCUUGGUGCCUCCCUCUUCCAAGUAGGUCGGUAUGAAGAGGCCGAGGCUAUGUUCCGAAAGGCUCUACAAGGGCAAGAGAAGGUGCUAGGCAGUGAUCAUAGGGACAGACUCGUGUCUAUACAAUGGCUUGGUGCCUCCCUCUUCAAACUAGGUCGGUAUGAAGAGGCCGAGGCUGUGUUUCGACAAGCUCUUGAGGGGCGAGAGAAGGUGCUAGGCAAUGAUCAUCCAGAUACACUCGGUUCUACACACUCUCUUGGUGCCUACCUCUUCCAAGUAGGUCGGUAUGAAGAGGCCGAGGCUAUGUUUCGACAAGCUCUUGAGGGGCAAAAGAAGGUACUAGGCCAUGAUCAUAGAGAUACAGUCGGUUCUACACACUGGCUUGGUGCCUCCCUCUUGAAGUUAGGUCGGUAUGAAGAGGCCGAGGCUAUCCUCCAGCGAGCUCUUGAAGGGCAAGAGAAGGUGCUAGGCCAUGAUCAUAGAGAUACAGUCGGUUUUACACACUGGCUUGGUGCCUCCCUCUUGGAGUUAGGUCGGUAUGAAGAGGCCGAGGCUAUCCUCCAGCGAGCUCUUGAAGGGCAAGAGAAGGUGCUAGGCCAUGAUCAUAGAGAUACACGCUCCACCAGAGAAUACCUGGACCUGGCCCUCGCCCGCAGGCGCUCCUAG